Messenger RNA from Anguilla rostrata (American eel), 3476 nucleotides. It is a transcript of the gene ficd, whose product is annotated as FIC domain protein adenylyltransferase. Bases 231 to 1577 code for a protein of 448 amino acids. The transcript is spliced from 3 exons. The record is from RefSeq and is a predicted model, not a curated record. Gene Ontology annotation, molecular function: protein binding. Lineage: Eukaryota; Metazoa; Chordata; Actinopteri; Anguilliformes; Anguillidae.
UUGCAAGGGAACGUCACUGUAUUACAUCAUUACAGUACAUGGCUGAUUUGUAUCUCUUUUGAAGUUGAUGAUGUGUAUUAGACCUCUGUUGUUGUUAGCAACGAUAAGUGAAAGAAAAUAACGAGCAAAUUAAAGUCCUCUCGAAGCGGACAUAUUGCCCAGUUUUGUUUCAGAGCCAGGCUCGGCUCGGCGUUUGGCAUGUCACCGGAGAAAGACGGAGGCUGCGCUUGAUGGCGGUGGCGGUGGCGUGGCGGCUUGUCAGCGGCCGUCUCCUCUGCGGCUGGGGACCGCUGCUCUGCCUGCUGCUGGGCUCCCUGCUGGCGCUGCUUUUGCCGUUGGCGGGGGUGGAGGAGCAAUGCUGCGCCUCGCUCAAGGGCCUGGCCCUCCUGCGCUGCCAGCUGUGGGGGAACGUCCUGCGCUCCGCGGUCCAGUCCACCAGUCUCUCCAUCCCCUACACGACCUUCGACCUUCUGCCCGUCCGACCCAAGGCCAGUGCCGAGUCGGAGUUUGAGGCCAAAGCCGCCCUGCAGCAGGCUAUGGAGAUGAAGAAGCAGGGGAAGAGGGAGAAGGCUCACAAGCUGCUGGUGCACGCGCUGAACAUGAACCCCGAGUACGUGGAGGCGCUGACGGAGCUGGGGACCAUCCUGGAGGAGCAGAAGGACGUCAUCCAGGCGGACCACCUCUACACCAAGGCCCUGGCUAUCUCCCCCUGCAACGAGAAGGCGCUGGUCAGCCGGGACCGCACGCUCCCCCUGGUGGAGGAGAUCGACCAGCGCCACUUCGGCAUCAUCGACAGCAAGGUGCGCCGGCUGAUGUCCAUCCCCAAGGGCAACUCGGCCCUGCGGCGGGUGAUGGAGGAGACCUACUACCACCACAUCUACCACACGGUGGCCAUCGAGGGCAACACGCUCACCCUGUCGGAGAUCCGGCACAUCAUCGAGACGCGCUACGCCGUGCCGGGCAAGAGCCUGCAGGAGCAGAGCGAGGUCAUCGGCGUGGACGCCGCCAUGAAGUACAUCAACACCACGCUGCUCGCCCGCGUGGGCUCCGUCGCCAUCGGCGACAUCCUGGAGAUCCACCGGCGCGUCCUGGGCUACACGGACCCCGUGGAGGGCGGCCGGCUGCGCACCAGCCAGGUGUUCGUGGGCCACCACAUCCCGCCCCACCCGCGGGACCUGGAGCACCACAUGCAGGAGCUGGUGCAGUGGCUGAAUUCGGAGGAGGCGCUCAACCUCCACCCGGUGGAGUUCGCCGCCCUGGCCCACUACAAGCUGGUGUACGUGCACCCCUUCGUGGACGGCAACGGCAGGACGUCCCGGCUGCUGAUGAACCUGAUUUUGAUGAAGGCGCGCUACCCGCCCAUCACCAUCCGCAAGGAGCAGCGGGCGGAGUACUACGCCGCCCUGGACACGGCCAACGAGGGCGACGUGCGCCCCUUCAUCCGCUUCAUCGCCAAGUGCACCGAGAUGACGCUGGACACGCUGCUCAUCGCCACCACGGAGCACGCGGUGGGCCUGCCCGGGGCCAGCCACCAGCCCUGCCCCGACUGCCAGCAGACCAUCCCCAUCCACAACUGAGGCUCCGAGCCUCCACCUGCCUCAGUUAAAGAACUUCCCCAUCCACAACUGAGGUUGUGAGCCUCCACCUGCCUCAGUUAAAGAACUUCCCCAUCCACAACUGAGGCUGUGAACCUCCACCUGCCUCAGAUAAAGAACUUCCCCAUCCACAACUGAGGCUGUGAGCCUCCACCUGCCUCAGUUAAAGAACUUCCCCAUCCACAACUGAGGCUCUGAACCGCAUCUGCCUCAGAUAAAGAACUUCCCCAUCCACAACUGAGGCUCCAGUCCGCCUCCAUCUGCCUCAAAUAAAGAACUUGUUUUGAAAUACUGCCGGUUUCGCAUACAUCCAGAACACAUUUUCAGAGGGUUGUACAUUCUGACCGGUAAACAUGUUUUCAAUGAAAAUUUUCUACGAUUCUGCUGAACUCCAGAGUAUUUUGAAAUACUAGCAGUAUUUAAAGAGUUGACAAUGUUUUCCCAAGUGUGGUACAAACGCACAUGCACAGGUACAGAUUUGCACCUCUUUGGAUUUGAUCUGCCAUAUCGCUGCACUGGAGUGAACGUGGCAUUGUGUGAAAAUUUCAGUUUUCUACCGGUCAUGUUCGGAUGUGUUGGGCAAUUGGGAGAUAUUUCACAGAUAGGCUUCCGGAACAGGGACCCAUGAACAUCUGAUCAACUGAUUUGGAGGGUUAGCUUAACUCUGCCUGUCUUUGCCUGCUGUGGUUUUUUACAUAAGAGAUAAAGUCGUACAUUGGGGGUGCCCAAUCCUGUUCCUGGAAAUCUACUGUCCUGUAGGUUUUCACUCCAACCCUAACAGAGCUCACCUUAUUCAACAGCUAGAGAUCUACAGUCCUGCAGCUUUUCACUCCAACCCUAACAGAAAACACCUCAUUCAACAGCUAGAGAUCUACAGUCCUGCAGCUUUUCACUCCAACCCUAACAGAACACACCUCAUUCAACAGCUAGAGAUCUCGUCAAGCUUCUAAUUUGUAGAAUCAGGUUUGCCAAAUUAGGGUUGAAAUUAAAACCUUCAGGACGGUUGAUAUCCGGGAACAGGGUUGGGCAGCCCUGUCGUACAGGAUGGUAGAUCUCCAGGAACAGGGUUGGGCAGCCCUGACCAACAGGAUGGUAGAUCUCCAGGAACAGGACUGGGCAGCCCUGUCGUACAUAAAAGGGAGCGUGAGAGUGAAGACAUUUUGUUCUGCAUGAUUAUGAAACGUCUGAAAUUAAUUGAGGUUGUUCUCACGAGUUCUUGGAGUGUUCCACAUAUAGCUUCAAAUCAAAUCUCGAAGGAUCAAGCAACUGUAAUUUUUUUUUUCUAAAAGGUCAUUCUCUUAUUAAAACUGGACUUACUGAAGCUGGGGAAAAAAUCUGGAAAAAAAGGGAGUCACCUUAUGAAGGGUCUCAAGCUAUCUCUGAAUGGUGCUAUCCCCUCCAUGUCAUAGAUUUUACACAAUUAUGACAAAAUGUAUCACAAUCGACUCACAAAGUGGUUAUAAAUAACUGGACAAGAAAGGCACACAAUGUUCAGCCUUUCAUACAAGGGAGACAGUUUGCCUUAAGUUUAAAUUCAGGUCAUUCCAUCAAACAUCUGAUUAUUGCCAUUUACUAAUUACAAAGAGUAACACAUUAUGACUGCUUACAUUAUUUUGCGUGAAUAUGGGAGUUCACCACCAGGUCUUCUAAGGGUACCUUGGUGUGAUAUGGAUGAAUUUUUUUUUUUUUGACUGGUCCAUUGAUAUUCAGAGGCUUCCACACAAGCUUUUAUUUUCUCGUGUUGUGCCUCCCUCAUUUGUUUAAGAUCUGCGAUCUCACUGACAUGCACUUUCAUGUAUAUUUAAAAAGUAAGGGGGGAGAAGGGGGGGGGGGUCAGCUUAUUUAUUUUAGUACAAAAUAAAACUAUUUUAUUACCAUGUA